AUGAAUAUUGUUGCGAAAUCUAUACUAUUAUUAAUUACUUGUACCUUGGUCGCGACGUUAAGCCCUCAUCCUAAGUUAGUCCUUAUUUCAUUCGAUGGUUUCCGUUAUGAUCUGCUUAAUGCUACAAUGUGCCCUAAUAUCUUCAAAUGGGCAACCCAAUCAUCAUGGUUUGUUAAUGGUUCUCAGUCUCAAUAUGUGACUUACACAGCACCAAACCAUAUGAGUAUAGUUACUGGUCUACAUGAAGUGGAUCAUGGUAUAGUUUCUAAUUAUUUCUGGGACACCGCCACGAAUCGUUUUUUUGAUUACUUCAACAGUACAAGGAAAGAAGGAGUUGUUAAUGCAUCUAUGGAUAGCUCGUGGUAUCUUGGAGAGCCUAUUUGGUUGACUAACGAAAAGUCUGGUAACAUGCGCAGAUCAGCAGCGUUCUAUUGGCCAAACGGUGAAGUGUCGUUCUCAACACCACCUCACAGACCGUGGAUUUAUAAGCAAUGGGAAGGUUUCCGCAAUCUCACUCAAUGGAUGGCUGAUGCUGAUGCUAUUAUUGAUUUGUUUACUAGUGAUGAAAACCCUGUGAACUUUGUUUCAUGGUACGUAGCCGAACCAGACCAUACACUACAUAUGAACGGAUUUUACAACGGUGAGCUACGAAAGAAAAUCCGUCAAUUGGAUCAACUUUUUGGUUACUUCAUUGCCAAACUUCACGACUCUGGGCUCGAGAACACCGUUAACAUUAUAUUUACGGCCGACCACGGGCACGCCGAGAUAGAAGGAGCGAAAAAUGUCAUGUGUGUACGCGAUUACAUUUCAACAGAAGGUUACGAUCUCGGCGAUCAUUUGAUUUAUCCGAACAACGAGACUAUUGCUCUAGAAAUUUAUCACAAUCUCACUCAGGCUGUUAAGGAUCAUGGUUACAAAGUUAACAUUCUUUUAAAAGAAGAAAUACCAAAGAGGUUACACUACUCCAAUUCAUCGCGUAUUGGUCGUAUAGUAAUUGAACCGGAAGUUGGAUGGGCGGCUUCACUCUCUUGCAAUACGAAGAGACUUUUGGAAACUUAUGCCCCAGGCAAUGUUAAGUUCAAUUCUUCCACUCAUGGUAUGGAUCCUGAACGAAAGGAAAUGCGCGCUGUAUUGGUUAUCGGUGGUCCAUCGAUUGUUUCAGGAAAGCGUAUAUUUGAAGUUCCCGAGAAUAUUGACUUGUACCCAUUCAUGUGUCACUUGUUAGCUAUCCCUAGCGCACCAAACAAUGCAUCUAUGGGAGUUUUAUCAAAAGCGCUUCGAGUCAAUAUGAUAGUCUUACCCACUACCGGACUAUUAUACGAAUGGGUGCUGUUUUUCGUGCUUAUAAUCCCAUCUGCACUCGUAGUCAUUCUGUUUAUGAUCUAUGCUUGUCGACAUACUAUUUUAACUGAAAAUUCAAGUUGGGCCUGGACUCAAAAGGGCUACCGCCCAUUGCUGAUGAACACUAUCGACGUUGAGCAGAUUGGAUCUUCGAGCGCAUCUGUUCCUUUAACAAAAGUGAAUGGUAACAAAGACGAAUCAAGUGAGGAUGAAUUCUGA
Molecule: messenger RNA, 1560 nt
Organism: Necator americanus (New World hookworm)
Lineage: Eukaryota; Metazoa; Nematoda; Chromadorea; Rhabditida; Ancylostomatidae
Exons: 13
Coding region: 1-1560 (519 amino acids)
Source: RefSeq, a predicted model, not a curated record